GUGAGAUUGAGGGUAAGAAAUAUGAAAGGAUGUUAGGCCGAAAGUGUGCGGAAGAAGGAAGCUGAGAAUAGUGACUCUGAGACAGGCUCUGUGUGGAGACAGAUUUACACCUCGAAAAAACAGAAUGAACAAAUGAAAAUAAGUACAAUGGAGUGAAAGCAGAGUUGGUAACCAAAAAAAAUUCAUAAAUCGAAAUAAUAGCAAAACGACAGGAAGUGAGGAAAAGACAACUGAACUUUGCUUCAGAAAUCAGAGAGAUGAGAAAACGCUGUGUGGGCACUCUUCUGAUCCUUGCCCUGCUACAAACAGGCAUUGUUAACUGUAGGAUCUCUGUCUAUCGUGUCCGAGAUGGAGACCGCCUGUCUAUCACCUGUCGCAUUGUGGAAAAGAACAACAACGUUACCCAGAUCAACUGGGAGAUGAUCAAAAGUUUGAACCACACCACCACCAGAGUGAAACUGGGUACCUUCCAUCCUGAAUACGGUAUCCACUUGGCCAGAGAGUACAACAAGACCGUGAAGAUCCAGGGUGAUGUCUUUGACCACAGUUCCACCGUGCACCUGACAGGUGACGCUAUGUAUGAGGACAGCCAGUUCUGCUGUAUAUUUCAUACCUUUCCUGCAGGAAGGCUGGAGAAGUGUGCAGACAGAGGGGAGUGGGUGGAAGCCCAGGAGUCAGAAGAUGUUCAUGAAAAUAGGCCAGUGGUUCAGUGGGCCCUGCUGGUAGGCGGCUGCACCAUCUGUUUCUUCAGUGUCUCCCUCUCUCUCUACUUCUGCUGGAAGUACUGCUGCAGACACUGCUGUGGAAGGAGGCGGGUAUUCAAGGUGGAGACUUGUCUAACAGAUCAACACACAGACACAGAGAGGAUCACAGAGGAGCAGCCCCAUCACGCCCCCUUGCCUCCACCUCCUGUCACCCAGCCCCAGGGUUUCGACCCCUCAAAGCUGUAUGCUAAGAUUAAGCUAGACCUGCUGUAUGGACGGCUGUGGAAGGCCUACAACGGGGCGACUAGGGCUUGGGGCUCCUCAACACAGCAGGACCCACAGCACCAAAGAUCAAAGCAAGGGGAAGGGCCAGGGCCACAAAAGGUCUACUCCCUUCUCGGGGAACAUCGGGGAUCACAGAUUAAAGAACCAGAAGAACCGGUUCUGAAAUUAGAACCUCAAUCAGCAACAGAUCUAGAACAUCACAUGGAAGCAGAAGCAGAACAGCAACCCACUCAGGAAGGAAGCGAGAAACCAACGCAUGAAACUGAUCCAUUCCCUAUGCAUGCUCCUGAUCCUGGGACACAGUAAGAGGAUUUGGUGUUGGACACAUAAGGGAGGUUGUGUGAGUGUGUGUGUAUUUGUGGUGCGUUUGCAUGUGUUUGUGUGUUGGGUUGAAUUAUGUCUUGUUUAUGUAUUAAAUAACCUUGACCUCUCUAGGUUAGUUACCCAUCAAUACAAUCAAACUAUACCAGCUCAUUGUCCUAUUGGGGAAUAGACUGUGAGGGGAUACAUGUUCUUAAAGUAGUCAAUAGAGCUGGUAUAGCAAACUGUUGUAUUAUUGUGUUGAACAAUGUAAUGAAUGGAAAAUAAUUGCAAUAGAAAAUCUGUUGAAAUUAUUGUUUGUAUAUCUGUGGAUUUGUGGUUGCAAUUUCUGUAGCCUCAAUCCUUUUUAAUGUAAUUCCAAGAGGCAAGAGGCCUAGAUUAUGAAGCAAUAUCUGUAUUUCUGUAAUAUGUUGCAACAAUAAUGUAAUAUGAUUUUAAAAAUUCAUAAACUUUACUAAAAAGGAUAGUUCCGGAUUUUGGCAAUGAAAUUGUUAAUUUACUUCUCCAGUCACAUGAACUUAUUUCUUUUAGUCGUUUAUUGUAGUUUUGCUAACCAAUGCUGACUAGCGUUAGCACAAUGACUGAAUGUCUAGCAAAAAUAUGCUUGCUGUUUCAAUACACUUCCAGGCAUUUUGUUAUCACUAUAAGCAAUUUUGCUAAUGGAUAAAUGCAACUAAAUUCUAAACUGUAUGCAGAGAUAAGAAACUGGUUUCCACAAUUUCAUCAUAAUGAGUAGAUAAGGGCCUAAAUGCUGAAAUCCUCAAUGAUCCCUUCAAGCAUAUAGUUUCAUAUUUUUAUUUUGUACUAAUAUUAAUCCGUUAUGGGCAAAAAAGAUAAAUUACAAUUAUAACAUUUCCUAGAAAUCAAUAUACCUAGGGUCAACUAUACCAGACCAUUUUCCUAUGUAUUGUAUUUAACUGAAAUGUAACUGAAAUUUAACUGUUUUUUGUAUUUUUUUCUGCUUUUGCAAGAAUCUUCCUUUACCUCAACAUUUUCAGUAGGAAUAUAUAUACUUGUUAUGAAUGUAAUACAUCGUUAUUCAUGUACUUUCGUUGAUUCCACUAAUUGGAAAUUGCUCUGGAUACUAAAUAACAAAAAUGCUAA
This is a messenger RNA of Esox lucius (northern pike), 2414 nucleotides long. RefSeq lists its product as uncharacterized. Lineage: Eukaryota; Metazoa; Chordata; Actinopteri; Esociformes; Esocidae. The transcript is spliced from 7 exons. The coding region runs from base 258 to 1295 and encodes 345 amino acids. Gene Ontology annotation, biological process: positive regulation of immunoglobulin mediated immune response; positive regulation of natural killer cell mediated cytotoxicity directed against tumor cell target; positive regulation of Fc receptor mediated stimulatory signaling pathway. The record is from RefSeq and is a predicted model, not a curated record. Gene Ontology annotation, cellular component: external side of plasma membrane.